AAAUAUAAUUGUUUAACUUACAAUUAGUGUGAAAUAAUUAAGUUUUAUCGAUGAGACCAUACAAAACAUAUGAUUUACUGAUAAUAUUAUUUAUGAUCUGUAUCAUGGUGUAUCACACUACAAAUAUCAUAUAGAACCACGCGUUGAAUAUAACCAAAGGUUAGUUAUAGUUCUAAAUAAAUAAAUAAAUAUUAAUUUUUGUAGUAAUUUUUUUAUCACGCGCGUGAAUUAUCAUUAUUAUUAUACAUUGAUGUUGUUUUAGUUUUUAUUACAAGUUUAUAUUUAUUAUCCACAAAAUGAAAGUUUAUUUAGUGGAAGUGAUUUAAAAAAGGCUUCCUGAUUAUACUUUAGCUUUAAUUAUAAAUUAAAUAUUUAAAUAAUGUAACAAUUUUUUUAUUUCGUCCGAAUAAGAUUCUUGAAAUUUCUUUUAUUUUUUUGCAUUCGUCGAAUUGGUAACAUAGUUUUUAACUCCGAUGAUAUUGUUGUGAGCUUUAAUAGCCUCAUAGAGCUUGCGUAUUUAGUUUCGAAAGCUGCCCGCUGGAUGGCGUGUAUAUACGUAAUACAUAAUGCAUCUCUAUUCUUUGUCACUUUGUACUGAGAGUCAUAAGCUUUUAUCUUUAUAAAAAAUUACAAAUUUUUGUUCUGUUGUAUUUCGAAUUUAAAUUCUUGUUAACCAAGAGGCACAUGAAAUUAUAUUAUAAUUAUAGAAAUAUAUUAAGUUAUAUAUUAAAAUGUAAAAAAUAUUAGAAGUGAAAUAUUAACACUAGGAAUAUAUAAUUAGAUGUGAAAUAUAUUUGCGAAAAAAUAUUGUCACUUUGCGCAUCUGCAUCACUCGAUCAAGCUCGAUCACACGGUAUUCCCCAAGUUACGUUGGGAAUUGCUUCGCGUUAUUCGAGAUCGAGUUGGGAUAUCCUGCGGCGAGGCGUUGAUGCUUAAAAUUAGGGGAGCCUAGAUAGCUAUUAAGUACCAUCAUGAUAAUUUGUCGUUUAGAAUAAUUCGUUGAUAAAACUUGUUUUUUAAUUAAGAUUUCUUUAGAGAAUUUUAGAUAGUUUUCAAUAAAUUAAAGAUUAUUUAAUCAAGAAUAUUGAAAUUCUGCCAAUUUUAACAGGUAGAGAGAUUCAAUGGCUCAACAGUUUUUUUGCUUUUACGUGAUAUUUACUUUUACUCUUUCAGGGGUCGAAAGCUCUUUUCGGAGAAUCUUUUGAAGAUAGGGGAAGAAUUGUGGAAGUUUGUUCAUGAAUCACGUGUAUUAAAAUCUUUGGAUAGAGGAGAGUCCAAAGAUUGCUUUUAUUCCACUUUCUGUUGUUACUAUCUAAUAGCUUAUCUUGCUUGUAUUGUACUGUUAGUGAAUCUGCAACAGCGCGUUCUCGUUUGAAGAACUGAAUUACGAUCUACGGGAACUUCGACUUUACGCACAAUGAACUUUGAAAGCUUUCACAAUUCAACGAAUAAAAAUUUUAUCUAUACACAAUGUGUUCUAAUUCUAUCAAAUAAAUGGCAGACACUUCGUGGUAGAUGAAAAACAGGCAGAUAAUUGCAAGUUAUGAUGAAAGAGGAUUAAGUUAGCAGGGAGAAGAGUUGGGACACCCCCGAGAAUUCCCAAAAUGACUGUCCGAGAAACGUUUGAGGAUAAUACACGAGCCACUGGUCGGGACGGGGGUGGAUAUCGACUUCGAUGGCCGCGAAAGCCCACGCACGAGCAGCAGCACGAACGGGCCGGAUAGGGUGGGUGGGUAGGGAAGGUGAAUUUCACCUACUUCUCUCUUCCAUACAAACACACGUUCAUUCGCGCACAUACACACACACACAGGCAGACUUCGAUCACGUUUAGGCUACGUUGUGUGUACGCGAGCAUGCAACACACACACACACACACACAAAUGUAUACGCGUGCGCGCGCGCAUACACGUGCAUGUAUAUAGGGGUGCAUCGCGCAACCAACUCCAACUCCUGAGAGGGUAGGAACGCGAGGGGACAGAGGUUUCGCAGUCACGGUGGCGCCUCCGCAGAACGCCGCGGCGGUUCCUGGCGGUGUUCCUCGACCGGCGCCUUCCACUGUACCUUUGCCGCCCCGACGUCCCACCGGGGGUCGCACCCGAUCUCUACCCCUGCGUGGACCAUUCGUGGACACCACGCACGGUUUGCCCGUGCCGUUCAAGACGGGAGUGUUACGUCGAAGCUCUUAAAGUUGCCGCCUAAACGCGUGUCGUCGCGUCUCUCUCUCUCUCUCUCUCUUUCUCUUUCUCUCUCCCACCCAUCCUUCGUCUUUCUUUCUCUUUCUCUCGCCCUCUCGUUUUUCCCGUUCCUCCCGCUACCACUUACCCGGCCGCUACUGCCGUCCUGACACGCACCAUUCGGUGAUUCAGAAACCCACCGGGCUCGCUACGGCUCGAAACGUGUUCUCUUCGCGGACCAGUCUACUCCGCGGGACCUCUGGUAGUGUGAUCUGUGACAGUGAUCGUUCACACUCCCUUCUUUUUUUGCGGGAUCAGAACUCUUCUUCUAUCCGCCCGUUUCUCCCCAGUGCCCCUUUAGACAACACGCACUCUUUGCUUGCUGGUGAUUGACAAGGUUACACAAGGCAGUCGCAGCAACGUGGUUGUCAAGGUGGACCCGGCCGUAACUGAGAAUAAUAUACCGUGUGCCAUUAUUGCCGUGUUUCAAACUUGUAAUUCAAUUUUACUUUGGGCUCUCCUUACCGUCAGUUUUCAUUCCUGUCCCGUCCUAACAUCCCGGUUUACGCGACCCGGAGAUCCAUGAAUCUGCUGACAAAAUGAUAAACGUGAUCUAGACUAACUUAUGUACAUGAUGCGAAUAGACUGAUGGACCCGCCUGGUUGGCGGGCACGUUUUCAUUAUUACAUUGUCGUUCGUUUUUAAUAUGAUAAUAUGAUACAACGAUGUUAACUUUAUCAUAUAAAAUGGUGUGUUGAAAUUAAUUAAAUAUAAAUAACUACUCAUAAUAUUCAAGGAUUUUGAAAUUGAUAAGAUUUUUGAAAUCUUUUUAGUGAGUCUAUUUAAGCUUACUUUAUUACUUUUUUAUAUUGGCAAUUAAAUAUUCGUUCAAUAUUAAAUGAUUUAGUCAUGUUCUACAAAUAUUCACAUUUAUUAAUUCUUGUAACUAAAAAUUUUACAUUCAAAGAUCUAGAUUUAAUUAACUAGAAACUAAUGACUAAACAAAUAUAGUGGAUUGUUGGACGGUUCGGAAAAAAGACUACAAUUUAACUCUUUUUGUACGUUGAAAUAUUUUAUUUUUAAUCAUUGAUUAAAAGAUAUGUUCCAUAUUUAAAGACUGAGAUCUUCAGACAAGCAGAAAUUAAUGAGAUAUUAUAAUUCUGAAAAGUUUUGAUGUAACAUACAUUUUUAUUUGUUCUCCUAGUUCUUAUAUUCCUAUUUCUUUUUCUUUUUUCAUUAUCUCCCUGUCUUUAAGUUUAUUUCAACAUGACAUAAAUUCUACACGGUAUAUUUGAUGAAAAAUAACCAAGAAACGUAAUCAAAGAUGGAUGCAUCUGACAAAAUUAAUUGACCUUGUAAGAUCAUUGAUGAAUAAUACAUACACACAUAUAUAUAUAUAUAUAUAUGAAAUUUUUAAAUAUUUCUUUAUCUUUCUAAAGAACUUUAUGAUAAAUGAAGAAGUACAUAAAUCAACAGUUUGACGCAAUUUUUUUUUCAACAGUACGAAAAUUUUAAGAAACUAUUUUCAUGUAUAUAAAUUAAAAUAUAUUUAAAAGAACUUAAAAAAAGAGAGACUUGAAUAGAAGACUCAAAUAAUUUUUAGAGAUUCGCAUUUCGCUGUGAACUCGUCUGAACGUGUCCUAGAAAAGAUUUUCCAAACGACAUUACAUGAUAGUUGUGUACAAUAUAAUCGAAGACGAGAGUUUUAUCUCUCUUUUCUUUUUGAUCCAUUCUUUCCCAGAUUUUCCAUCCUCGUGCACGGUAACAAAAAAGCAAGAUUGUUUUAUUAAAUUUAAUUUAAUUGAAGUUUAAUGACAUUAAAUAACGGCCGCACAAAGUUAUCUUCAACUGAUCGUUACGAGUAAUUCGGAUGAGUGAUCCUGUGCUCCGUCUCGCGCUUGAACAUUCCGUUAUCGGGCGAAUUUUGAAACGCGUAUUUCUCGUCUCGCAACGUUUUCCGUGGUGACGCAAUGGAAUACUUCAGUAGCAUCGUUGACAAUUCGGUUGCUGUCAUUGACAAAUGUGUGAUAGUGCAUCGUGACAGUGAACGAUACUGUUGAUAAGUGCAUGCGUUAAAGGUCCUGCAACGGGUCUGUGUGGGUAGCAUACGGGCCUCGGUGGUGGUUAGACGCAACAUGCGGGAAGGUACAAUAACGCAAGCCGUCACGGCGAUCUGCUGGGCCAUCGCCAGUUAGCCACUAGGACUCACCGCUCCGGAUUGACCCCUCUGCGAAAAAGCAACAAAGAGGCCGCCUCCAUGCAACAUGCAGAUGAUCCUGGUUGCUGGCGGAUCGCUGCCGAAACUCAGCAGCCAGGACGAAGAUGGGACGAACCCCCACACCCAAUACACAGGCGUCACACACUUCGAACCCAUACCGCACGAUCAUGACUUCUGCGAAAGAGUCGUCAUCAACGUGAGCGGGCUACGAUUUGAAACACAGCUGCGUACGCUGAACCAAUUUCCGGACACGCUGCUUGGCGAUCCGACACGGCGACUCCGAUACUUCGAUCCAUUGCGCAACGAAUACUUCUUCGAUCGAAAUCGACCUUCCUUCGAUGCCAUACUCUACUACUAUCAGAGCGGCGGUCGCUUACGCCGUCCGGUCAACGUCCCGCUCGAUGUUUUCUCCGAAGAAAUCAAGUUCUACGAGCUGGGCGAGAUGGCUACCAACAAGUUCAGGGAGGACGAGGGCUUCAUUAAGGAGGAGGAGAAGCCGCUGCCGUCGCACGAGUUCCAAAGAAAAGUCUGGCUCCUGUUCGAAUAUCCGGAAAGCUCGCAGGGUGCCCGGGUGGUCGCUAUAAUCUCCGUGUUCGUGAUUCUCCUGUCGAUUGUGAUCUUCUGCCUGGAGACGCUACCUGAGUUCAAGCACUACAAGGUCUUCAACACAACGACAAAUGGCACGAAAAUUGAGGAGGACGAAGUGCCGGACAUCACGGACCCGUUCUUCCUAAUAGAAACUAUCUGUAUCAUCUGGUUCACGUUCGAAUUAACAGUGCGCUUCCUCGCCUGCCCAAAUAAAUUUAACUUCUUCCGUGACGUAAUGAACAUCAUCGACAUCAUCGCGAUCAUUCCAUAUUUCAUCACCCUCGCCACGGUAGUGGCCGAGGAAGAGGACACGCUGAAUUUACCCAAGGCGCCGGUAAGCCCGCAGGACAAAAGUACGAACCAGGCGAUGUCCUUGGCGAUACUCAGGGUGAUCAGGCUGGUCCGAGUGUUCCGGAUAUUCAAAUUAUCCAGGCACAGUAAAGGCCUCCAGAUCCUUGGGCGAACCCUCAAGGCCUCCAUGAGGGAACUCGGGUUGCUCAUCUUUUUCCUUUUCAUUGGUGUGGUGCUAUUCUCGUCGGCGGUAUACUUCGCGGAGGCCGGCUCCGAGAAUUCGUUCUUCAAGUCCAUUCCGGACGCGUUCUGGUGGGCCGUUGUCACGAUGACGACCGUGGGCUAUGGUGACAUGACGCCCGUGGGAGUUUGGGGGAAAAUUGUGGGCUCGUUGUGUGCAAUCGCCGGUGUUUUGACGAUUGCUCUACCCGUUCCCGUAAUUGUCUCCAAUUUCAACUACUUCUAUCAUCGUGAAACUGACCAGGAAGAGAUGCAAUCGCAGAACUUUAAUCACGUGACUAGUUGCCCAUAUCUUCCUGGCACCUUAGGCUUGAAGAAGAUCUCGAUGUCGGAAUCAUCAUCGGAUAUAAUGGAGUUAGAGGAAGGCACUUUGUUUACUCAUCCGGAAAUUACAAAGAAGUCAAAUUGCAACCCUCGCCACAAUAACAAUAUCAAUCCAGCCUGCAUGAGUAUCGAGACUGACGUCUGACUACUAGUGAAGGAGACGGUGGCAGCGUGGUGGCCAUUAUUGAGCCAGUUGUCAAAAAGCAACUGCAUCUCCCUGCGGUGCCUGACGUAGGCCUCCUUCACCCGUCAUCAUAGUCGUAAGCGGCUGGCAUCACUCGCCAGCCUGUCCAGGUCCGUCAUUGCGAGGGGCGUCUCUCGGAUCAAAAACACGCGAAGAUUCAUGGGGAACGUGACCGGGAAAACUGAUCAGGCAGCUUUUUCCAUUUGAGAUUUUGCGAAAAAUGGAAGAGAAGGGUGGGUACGCGAAGAGCGAGAAAUGGGAGAAUGAAUCUGUAGUCCAUUCUCGAGACAUCGCCGUCUUUCCCGCCAUUUUCUCAACGAGCUUACGCCCCGCGUAAGGACCCACGUGCAAACGAAGGGGAUGGGAUAUUCUUCGUUCGCGUGCGAGCGCGCACGCGUACGGCCCAACCCCCGACACCACCGACUCCAGUGUUCAAAACAAAAAAAUAAAGAUAUAACAAAUGAUACCGAUGAAACAUCAUGGCGUUUUCGUAUAAGCGCUAUCGAGUGUACCCCCCGUCCUUACGGGCUCUUCCGACUUUAAAAUAUCAGACAGGUGAAACAGAAGGGGGAGCCGGUAGGUAGCGGAAGUAACAAAUGGGGAUCGUACCAGAUAAUACUAUAUUAAUUAUUAUCGAUAUAAAUUAAUUGAGUAUCGUACACGUAAGACGAGGGUAAGUUAACAAAGUACGUUUUAUGAUUAAUCGCGAAUGAGAGAACAUUUCGAAGACGCUGCUUGAGGAAGAGGUGAAAAGGGGAAACCGACAAGAAAAUUUGAAAGAAAAAAUGUAUCAAGAAGGACAGAACGAUAAUGACCACAGAGACAAAAAGAGAAAGAGAGGGGGGGGGGCGAAAGAAAAAGAAAAAGAGAGAAAGAGAAAUGGAGUGUGUGUACGGCAUGUUCCUUUUUUUUUUUUAAACAAAGGACAUCUAAUAAGCUGAUUUUCGAAUCUAUUUAUCAUUAUAUGAUAUGUUAUUUCAUAAUGGAAUUUAUUUUUAUCUGUUACAUUUGCGUAUUUGCACAUUUAACCCUUAGCUGGCACUAUUGGGUCCAGCUGACCUCAGCCUACUUUAGCUUCAAUUUACUUCUCCUUAUCAUUCAAAAUUUAUAGUUGUGGCGCUAUUUAUUAUUAGUUCGAAGAAUCCUCAAUCCUCUCGAGCACAAAGAGUAAUUUCAAUAACGUCAGUCUAGCUGUGGCAGUUGAACAAAACGGAAUAGGGUCCGCAUAGACCUCAGUGUAUCAGCAACGACCAUUAACAAACUAUUUUUUUUUAAGUAUAAUAUCUCGAGAGGCUUCAGGUAAAUUUUUAGCUUUUAAUAUGAAGUAAUAAAAAAGUUAUAAAUUUUUAAAUAAAAGUAGUCAUUUUCAUUUUUUUGCAUUCUUAAUUUUUUUCCAUGUUUAAAAUUAUAUUUUAUCAAAAUAAACUCUGAAAUCUUCUAAACUAAUAUUUGAAGACUACUUCAAAUUUUUUUCAAGUGAUAAAAAUCAAUAGCUAUUUUACAGUACACAUUUUAGUGCUUGGAGUCUGAAAAACCUCAGGGUGCUAGCUAUGUGAUUCUGAAGUGUGCCAGUUAAGAGUUAAAUGGUGACAAAGCGAUAAUGUCGAUGUUGAUUGAUGAAGUCAAAUCAUUUCUUAGAGACGAAAAGGAGUUUAAUUUCAGAUUAUUGAUUAUUGGUAAUCAUAAUCAGAUAUUUACUAAAAUAAUGACAUAAACAAUUUUUAUGAUGUCUAUAUAUGAUUACAAAAAUUACUUUAGCAAUUUUGCAUUGCACCCCCGCUGCUUAAAAUUACUAUCAUAAAAUAUAAAUUUAUCAAGAAUAUUAUUUAUCAACGUUCAAAUUACAAAACAAUUAUGUUUAUGUUAUGUUUAUGUUUAAAAUUAUCAUAUAUAAAAAAUCAUAUUUAAAAGUCAUUAAAUUUAUUCGCUUUUUCAAAAUUAUCUUCUCAUUUGUAUGUGUCCAAACACUGAAAGGAAGCUAAAACUCAGUAUAUAUCAGUAUUAAGUGACGGGGGUGUGUAUAUUCGUCUGAAUAGUGAGUUCUGAGAUGUCAUACAUCGGAUACGAGAUGUCAUAGAGGAGAUACGAAUAUUAAAGUGCGAGCAAUUGUAACGAUAAGAAACGUCCAAAAAAAUAAAAAAACCAGAAAUGUCUACCGAUGGCGCGCGAAUUUUAUGCCCAAAUCACAAUUUAAUCUUUCAACUGUACAAUUUGAUAUUUCUGUCUUUGAUAAGUGCGAUAACGAUUUCUUGAAAAUCAUGGACGAUUGCUUGCAGAAACAAGAUAAUGAUGAUGACAAUUAACAUGCACAAGUAUGAAAUAUGUAUGUUAAUAAUUUGUACAUCACGUUCUUCGUCUUUAUUAAGGCUCAAAAAUGAAAGAAUCACUGUGUGAUUCUUUCGAAGAUAAUUAUGAAAAUAAUUUUGAUUAAGCUAUUAAAGGUAUCUCUUUGAUAAUGAGGAAUAGAAACUUGUAAACUUGUGUUGAGAGAAACCUUAUAUAGCUCUUAUCGUUUUCCUCUUCCUCUCUUACAAGUAAAUUUUUUAUGAUUUCCAACCAACCCCAUUCUUUUAACUUAUUAAAAUAAUAACUGUUGUGUUAUAUGCCAUUUAGAUGACAGAAAAAAGAAACCUCUGUUUCGAGCUAUAAGUUAAAUGACAAUGUAAUUCGUGUCAAAAGGGAAGAGGAAGACAUGUGAUAUUGAGAUAAGCUACUGUCUGGAGAACGCAUGCCAAUCGAUCCUCGCACCCAAUCUCACAAAAAAUUUCAAAUUUGUUCAUUUUUUUCCCGUACGACGAGAGUACGUCACAGAAUUGCCAAGACUGCCAUUUCACAUGUCUCGAUUUAUAUUGCGCCAAGGAAUUACUCCAAGUACAUUCUCAGAGUCAAACCGACCCGAUCCGAUCGAUCUUCGAUGUGCUGAUUCGAUCUAAAUUCCAAAGUCGACUCAUGGGACGUAUCUUCGCUCGCAUAGAGUUCAAAAAUAUAAAAGAAAAAUCCGCAAAAGAAAAAAUGCAAUGUUAUUGUUCUAUUUCUCAAAAUUUUUGAUCGAAUUUUUAAUUCGAUAAAAAAAAAGAAUAAAGCUCACAUAAACUUUUUUCAGUAUCCUUUUUUUAAUAUGUUAGUCAAAUUUUCCAUUGAUUGCCAUAAAAAAUUAAGCUUUGUUAAUAGUGAAAGCCAAUUAAAAUUUUUGGAGUGAGGAUUUUAUUUAAAUAAUUGUAUUUAAGUUGAUACUGAAGGAGUUAAUUAUUUUUGUUUAGAAUAGAAAGAGGAAGUAUAAGGUAUGUAACUUAAGGCUGAUACAUAAUGAAGAGUUAAACAAAAUAUAGGAGCAAAAAUAUAAAAAUUAACCAAUGCUAACUUAAAAAUAAAGAAGUAGUUUUCUUUAUUCAUAACAAUAACAAAACAAAUAGUUGUCGAACAGCAAAAUCAACGACAUAAUCUCAGUGUCAUAAUUAUCAAUCUUUCAUGAUAAAAAUUAGCAAAAUGUUUAAGAAACAUUUAAUUAGAAAAUAAAUAAAUAUGUUUAAGAAAUUAGAUAAUUAAAUGUUCUUCAUUUUUAGGUCUGAAAUAAUUUUGCAUUGUAACUGGUGAGAAAAGAAUAUAAGAAUCGUAUUGAUUAUGGACAUAUAUUGAUUCUCUAUUUAAUAUUUAUUCGUUAUUCAAUGUAUAUCAAUGUAUUAUAUGUUUGUUGUUCUUAUAAUUCAUUAUGUAUCAGCCAUUUUAGGUAAGCAAUUAAUUAUGUGGAAAACGAUGAAGCAAAUCUAAAGAAAAGGAAAGAGGAAACCAUUCGAUUUUAUUAGGUAAUUUUAGAAGUGGAUUUAACACAGAUGACUGAUCUCGUCUUUUAAUAGACACAAUGUUAAUAAUGCAAUUUUAGUCUGCAGUAUGAUAAAGAUUGUAAAAGGAGAUAGAGAAUGAAUAUGUGAUGUGCGCGCUAGGUGUGCGUAUGUGUGUAUUUUUGAAUGAAUGAAUGACUGAAUAAUGAUCGAAUAAACAAACGAGUGAACGAGUGAGUGAGUGAGUGAGAGAAUGAGAGAGAGAGAGAGAGAGAGAGAGAGAGAGAGAGAGAGAGAGAGAGAGAGAAAGAGAGUGGGAGAUAAAAUAACACGUUAUUGAUACAAUAAUUACACGAAGAUUUACGUUACACGCUUUCAAUACAAUACUCAAACCUUUCGCCUCGCUGAUUUAGUCCAAGAAAAGACGUAUAGAAUAAUAAGAAAAUAAAAUAUAAAAAAUUACACAUCAAACUAUCAGCCUAGUUAAAAUCGAGAAAAAGAGAAUCGAAGAGAGAAUAAGAGGUGAAAAUGCGUGAGAACAAGAGAGUGAAGACGUUUCUUAAAAAAUAAAUUUAUUACUACUACUAUUAUUCUUACUAUUAUCUACUACUGCAACUACUACUAUUAUUAUUACUACUACUAUUACUUAUCACUACUACUUACUAUUAUUAACUACUAAUUACUACUGCUAUUACAACUACUGCUGCUAUUACUAUCAAACAACAAGACAUGCUACGGUGAAGUAUUUAGAUAACAAGAAACUACUUUAUUAGGCAGCCAGUAGCCAUUAGAGUACACGAAAAUAGCCAUUAGGUGGCGAACUACAUCAUUGUUGUUACUGCGUCGGAAUUAUCAAUAAUACUCGUAUCAAAAUUCCAAGUAGGUUCGAUCAAACCAAGGCAAUUGUACAUAGUCAGUUGAAUACGAAAAGUUGUCAGAUAGAAGAAACAUUAUAAAAUGCCAGUUACGUUGUCAUUUCAUUCGAUUUCCAUUGGUAGACUUUCAUCGCCUAAGACUAAAGACGCGAAAAAUCGCAUUUUGUGAAAAACUUUCAAAGAUAAACAAAUUUUUUUCCCUGAUUAAUUUCACUUAGAAAAUUAUUUUUGUUAAAGUUGUUCAUAUAUAAAUCGAAUUUAAAUAAUAAAUGAUAUAAUUUUUUAAGUUUAAUUCAUUCUUUGAACUAAUUAGAUAAAAAUUGAAUUAAAAUGUAAAAGAAUGUAUUACUUUAAAAAUGUAUAAUAUCAAAAUUAUCUAUUUGUCAAGGAAUUACAUUGAGAUGUUGGAAUUAGUUAAUAAUUUGAAAAUUAUUUUUGAUUUCUAAGUCUAAAAUUGUCUUGUUAAAACGAAAACUCCAUUAUGCUAUGUGUACUUUUAAUUACACGAACAAAGAAAGGAAAAAAAAACAGAAAAUGUAGCAUAACUUUCGACAAACUUUCAAUUCAUGCAUCGAGAACAUAAAAAUUAAAUUGCUUUGUGAUGUUUUACAAAUGACAUAAAAUGUGUGAUUGAGCGGAAAUAGUUGCUAAUGUUCUUUUUUUAUAAAAUUAAAAUCUAUAUUCUAUCUUGGAGAAAGAGAGAAACAAACAUUUUUUUUUUAAUACAAUUCUCUUCACAAUAAAAAUUGACGAAGUGAGUGUUAAAUAUUAAAGUGUCUCUUCCACCAAUGAUUUAAGAGAUUUAAGAAAAAGAAAAACAGGACAAAGAACGUGUGAAUGAAUGUGUGAACGUGGAAAAAAGAGGGAAAGAAGGAUUGGUACUGUCUGCAUGAGAAUGAAUGAGAGGAAGAAAAAAAUUAUUGGUGAUGAAUUAUGCGAGUCGAAGAUGCAUUCCGAAAUAACUAGAGAAAAAUUUAAAAAAGAAAAGAACUAGUCUCGCUACGACGCUAGAAUUAUAUUCCGCUGUUGCUAUAGAAUGAGAUAUAAUUCGUCACUAUUAAUUAAUUAAUGCAAGAAGGAGAUAUUCAAAGAGAAGAUAAUCGGCAUACUGUCGAGUUCUUGAAUAACCAAAAGAAUAACUAAUAGUAAUAAUAGUAAUAAUAAAAUAAUACAUAUGGUAAUCAGGCUGGGCAAGAUAUUAUUCCAUGAAGAUAAAGUAAAUAAAUUUUAAAAAAUGUUGGAGUGCCGGCACCACUCUCGAGCAUCCCCCGUCCUUUCUGGCCCCUCUCUGGAUUGUCACGAUCGAUCCUUCCUUACUUGAUCUCAUGCGAUCAACACUAUCAUCUAAAAUAGCAAUAAACUGCUAAAAUUAUAAUCGUAUCAUGUAAAAUAAUAACGGUGCAGAUUAUAUUACAGACAUAAAAUUGAUGUACGAAAGGUAGGAUCAAUCGUAAUGAAUCCUUGCGCAUUUAAAGAGAAUAAGAGUUUUAUGGCGUGAAAGAUGCUCGUACGCCGCCUGUGUAAAAAGAAGAAAACGAAAGGAGAACAUAUUGAAAAAAAGUUAAAUGAAGGUGAGAAAUAAAAAGCAAGUGCGAGCGCUCGUAGAUCGAGACGAUCGCUUUCAAGUGAUAUAUAUUUAGGUAUUAUAUGGAUUAAAAUAUAUUAAAGACGCUGGAAAAAAGAUAACAUAGUAUAAGAACUAAAGCGAAUGUUUGUUAUCGUUCGGAUAACGUUUUCGACGAUUGAUUUAUGCCGCGACGAGUAUUAUGUAAAUGCAUGUAGAUAUAUCAUAUACAGGGUGAAUCGUAAAGCGCGGAUAUCAGUAGCAAAGUUAUAUUCUUCGAUGAAUGUGUACAGUUAAAUUUAUUUGAAAAUUUAUAAAAUCGCUAUUUCACAUUUUUUAUAAUCUCUCUCUUUAAAUAAUUUGCUAAGCAUUGUGUUAAAUUUUUUCUAUCCAAUAUUAAUUCACGCCACUGAAAUAUCUUUAAUUAUCUGACAGUUCCGUGUAAUUAGAUUUCAAUUAUUAGAUUUUUUCGAAAAAGAAAGACGUUUCCAAAUUCAUCGUGGAAUAAGUGCCUGCUACCGGCUCUCAAUGUAACGAAAUACCCUAUAUAUCAUGUACAUGUGUGAUAUAAAAAAAAUAUAUACAUACAUAUAUACUAAAUAUGUAUAUGUAACAAAUGCCAGGAGAAAACACGGGGCAGGUAAAUCGGAGGGAGAAAAAAAAUACAUCGCGUUCGACACAUUGUGAAAAGAAGAAAAGUAAUUGUUUGUGCGAAGAGUAGAAAGUACUAAUGUUACUAUGUAUACAUAUACAUAUGCAACAUGUAUACAUGCAUACACACAAUACAUACAUACAUACAUACAUACAUACAUACAUACAUGACAUAAAAAAAAUGACUUGCGAACAAGCUAUUUAGUAGGCUAAAUCUAAAAGAAACCAAAAAAUAUAUAAGAAAUUUAUAACGUGAGGGCUGCAAACGGUAGCAGCCAUCCCUGCCAUUCUAGAUCAACGUCAGAAUCCGUUUUGUGAAUUAAUUAAAUUAAUUAAUUAUUGAUCAAGGACUCGUUUAUAUAGUGUUGAGCACUGUUUUAAGUGCUUUUCAUUUUUUGGCUGUGUGAAGCUUAUACUAAUGUAAUUUAAUGAGAAAAGGACAUAUAAUUAUCGCAUCAACUUCAUGCAAUCACUCUUUCAAAACUUUUCUGAAAAAUGGAAAAAGAAAAAAGGAAAUGUGCAGAAAGGGGUAUGUCAGAGAGAGAGGAGACAGAGUGAAUGAGUGAGUGAGAGAGUGAGAGAACGAACGAGAGAGAGAGAGAGAGAGAGAGAGAGAGAGAGAGAGAGAGAGAGAGAGAGAGAGAGAGAGAGAGAGAGAGAGAGAGAGAGAGAGAGAGAGAAGAUGCAUUACCAGCAGAUUCGAGAUCGUGAAUGAAAGAGAUGAAGAAAAGGCAAGUAAGAAAGAGAAAAAUCGGCAGCAAACAUUUAUGUAAAGAAUUAUUAAUAAAUUAAUUAUUACAUAAAAUUAAGUAUUAAAAAUAGUAAUAACGAGUAAUGAGUAAUAAAAAUGAGGUUUGAUGAUACUAAUGAGAUUACAUUAAUAAUAAUCAAUAAGUGUGUGUGUGUCACAAACGUGCGCCAUGUUUCCUUCGCGAUACGUUAAAUAUAUAUUAUUAUAAAUGAUUCCGUAUCUCCGUUUAUAUGCAUUUUAACAAAGAGAGAAAGAAGGAAAGAGAAGGAGGAACAAUGAGAAAUAAUAAGCGAAUUAUUACAGAAUACAUUUAGUGGCGUAUAAAUAUACUUAAAAAAAUACUAUAUACUCUUAACGGUACUAGCUCACAAAUAUCCUGCCGAGUUGCCCCGAGUUACGCUAAGAACCACCUGGCACGUUUUCACAAAUAAAAGAAAUUUAUUAAGUUUAUAAGCGCUAAGAGAAGUUAAGUCUAUCGCCUUAUUCAGAAUUAAAUAAAAACUAUGAAUAAACGGGAGAGAAAGAAAAGUGAAAAGGGGAGGAGACAAUAGAAAGAAGUAGUGAAAAGGGAAAACGGAAAAAAGCGAAAAAAGAAAAAGUGAAGAAAACUAAAGAAGACAAAAAUAUGGAAGAAAAAUAAAAAAUGUGUAUGUUAUAGAAAAACUGAGCUUGAAGUGAGAAGAGAAAAGAUAACAUGUAUAACACAUAUAAUCUAUUUUUUUGCUUGCGCCACACACAGACACACAGACAUACACACACAAUAAUUCUAUAAAAUAAUUAUUAUGAUUAAAAACAAAGAAGAACUGCUAAUUUUUCUAACAAGUCCGCGGAUGCUAGGAGACGACUGAUGUCCUACGUUUUCUGCGGCAAUGUUUUAUAAAGCCACUAUUUCUAUAUUGCGCAACGACUUGCUGCGUUUCAUUAAAUAAAAGA
Molecule: messenger RNA, 14572 nt
Organism: Monomorium pharaonis (pharaoh ant)
Lineage: Eukaryota; Metazoa; Arthropoda; Insecta; Hymenoptera; Formicidae
Gene: shaker
Product: potassium voltage-gated channel protein Shaker
Exons: 9
Coding region: 4439-5980 (513 amino acids)
Biological process (GO): protein homooligomerization; potassium ion transmembrane transport
Cellular component (GO): membrane; voltage-gated potassium channel complex
Molecular function (GO): delayed rectifier potassium channel activity; protein binding
Source: RefSeq, a predicted model, not a curated record